Capra hircus (goat) is the source of this 449-nucleotide messenger RNA. Its product is annotated as beta-defensin 105-like. Lineage: Eukaryota; Metazoa; Chordata; Mammalia; Artiodactyla; Bovidae. Gene Ontology annotation, cellular component: extracellular region. The transcript is spliced from 3 exons. The record is from RefSeq and is a predicted model, not a curated record. Bases 1 to 282 code for a protein of 93 amino acids. Gene Ontology annotation, biological process: innate immune response.
AUGGCGUCGAGCAGGAAGAUGUUUUAUUUUGUCUUGGCCUUUUUCUUCAUGUUGGCUCAAUUUCCGUCAGGGUGCCAGGCAGGACUCCAGUAUUCCCAGCCACUUUCAGCAGAGUCCUCAGGAAGGUCAAGUCAGCAGCUCUUUCUUGGUGCAGGUGAUACGUCUCCCUGUGAGCCGUGCUGGCUCGGUCGGGGCAAAUGCAGGAAGAUAUGCGCUGAGGACGAGAAGAUUGUUGGAAAUUGCAAAGUGAACUUUUUCUGUUGCCGGCGGAGGAUCCUGUAAGCCACACCAGCUCUCUUCUGGCUUCGGAAAUGGGACUGGAGGUUCAAGGAACGUGGAGAGGAGUUAUGUAGCUUAACCUAGUCACACAGUGAGUGUGAAUUCAGGAUCAUUCUCAUUUCCUUCUCCCUUUGUUUUGGUCCUUUGCUUCUUUUUGAAGAUAAUCUCUA